Messenger RNA from Leptosia nina, 420 nucleotides. The record is from the annotation of a GenBank genome assembly. Lineage: Eukaryota; Metazoa; Arthropoda; Insecta; Lepidoptera; Pieridae.
AUGUACAGUGUAGGGGCGGGAGCAGCUUACAGGAUCCUAGAAGGCGGUGCGCGUGAGCGUAUUGCGAUGCAACUCGCAGAGCAAGUCGCUAAACGAAGGAGGCCCACCACACCCAGACGAACGCCUACGCCACAGAGUUUUCGUACGAAUACGGAACGUUUGGCGAGCAUGUCACCUGCAGCGAGGAAAUUGGCGGCAAAACAUUUACUGUCGCCCCGAUUGAAGCUUACUCCUAAUGAUAUGGGAAUAUCUCACCCUACCACGAAAACGCCCACACCCCGGCGACCUUUAGUGGCCACGCCCAGUCACGGGACGCCUGUAAAUGGCAACACCACUCCGGACGACAACUUAACUGAUAAUCUGCUUCAAAUUAAUGUGGCGAAACGAAGUAGAUUAAAAGCCAAAGACUUUUUUAUUUAG